CAUUCUUGUAAAUUCUGUCCAAAAUAAAAAGUAAUAAAAAAACAAUUUUAUGACCUGUAACAACACUGGUUCUUAAUGUACUUCUGUCAAAGUAAGGAUAAACAACACGACGCUGAUUCUGUGGUUUAAUAAUUCUAAUAUUGAGUUUAAGUAGCGAAUGAAACUGUGAAAAUGACUCGGCAUGCUAGGAACUGCACUGCAGGUGCUGUCUACACAUACCAUGAAAAGAAGAAGGAUGCUGCGGCCUCUGGUUAUGGUACUCAAAGCGAAAGACUUGGAAAAGAUUCAGUGAAAAGUUUCGAUUGCUGUAGCUUAACUUUACAGCCUUGUAGAAACCCAGUUAUAACUAAAGAAGGUUAUUUAUUUGAUAAAGAGGCUAUUUUAGAGUAUAUCAUCUCAAAAAAGGGUGAGUAUAACCGCAAGUUGAAGAAGUACGAGAAGCAAUUAAAAAAGGAAGACACAGAGAAAGCUGAGUUGGCUGCGGCUGAGAAAGAAGCAAAUUUGAUCAAGUUUAUGAACAGAGAGAAGAAUAUUACAAGUACGAAGCAGGAUGACGGGCCAUCCUCGUCAUCUGUAUCAAACCUCGCGAAUGGCAAAGCAAAACAGUUGCCAAGUUUCUGGGUGCCAUCACAACUGCCAGAUGCUAAACAUUCUAAAGUUGAAAAGCCUGACCCGACUGUUUACUGCCCUAUAAGUGGGAAACCAUUAAAAAUGAAAGACUUGAUUGAAGUGAAGUGGACAUUAGUGAAUGACCCUGAUGAUAAAAAAUCAUUGAUUGCUAAGGAAAACAGGUACAUGUGCCCUGUUACACAUGACAUACUGGGCAAUGCUGUACCCUGUGCUGUAAUUAGGACAACUGGCCAUGUAGUCACAAUGGAAUGUGUAGAGAAGAUCAUCAAAAAGGAUUGGUUGCACCCACUCACCGGUGACAAAUUAAAAGAGAAAGACAUUAUUGUUGUCCAAAGAGGUGGAACUGGCUAUGCUUUGACCAAUCAGAACUUGGAGGGAAAGAAUGAGAGACCUGUCUUACAAGCUUAGGCUAUAUUUAUUUUGUAUAAGUUAUUUAAGGUUUAUUAGAUAAAGCGCACUUAUUAAAUAAAUUGUUGUAAGUUAAAUCUUUUUAAUUGAACUGGUUAUAAUUUGAACACUGAAUCAGAAACUAUAAAAAAAAAAACAAUAUAAAUUACUAUUGGUAUAUUGUAAGAGUGUAAAGCUUUAUCUAAUGGUUUGUCAUGUUUCCUUUUACUAAAUGUGAAUCUUUAAAGAAAUUGUUGUAAAUAAAACAAAUGAAAUAACUGUGGUUG
Messenger RNA from Trichoplusia ni (cabbage looper), 1304 nucleotides. RefSeq names its product nitric oxide synthase-interacting protein homolog. The coding region runs from base 172 to 1038 and encodes 288 amino acids. Gene Ontology annotation, molecular function: ubiquitin protein ligase activity. Gene Ontology annotation, cellular component: nucleus. Lineage: Eukaryota; Metazoa; Arthropoda; Insecta; Lepidoptera; Noctuidae. The record is from RefSeq and is a predicted model, not a curated record. The transcript is spliced from 2 exons.